AUGUUCUCAGUUGUUGCGGUUAUUGUUCAACGGAGGAAAUGAAAAGGGGAUAGGAUCCUCCGAGAUGAUGCAUGCAACGAAAAAACAGCGGUUGUCAUAUGAAAAUAUUGAUAAUUAAAGGUUCUUUGCCUUUGACAUCGUGGAUAUUGUCACUCGAAUAACACUCUGGGCUCCUUAAAUUGAUGGUAUAUGAUGGCUCUGAUUUCUCGUUUUUCUUUGCUAAUCGCUCAUUAUAUGGUGCGCGUCACCAAGGAUCGAUAUUUUUUACCUAUUUUUUGAGAGCUUAUUUCAUAAAUUUAUAUAGCAUUCCUGCAGACACACUCAUAUAUGUCGGCCCUGGUUACGACAUUACACUGUAUGCACCUGAUCCACUUACCGGCCAUUUAGUGCCAAUUAGCCGCAUUCCAUUUCUUCAUUUAUCGAGUGUGCUGAAUUGCUAUGUAAUACGUCGGGUGGUGCAUGAGAACACUAUCCGUACGUAUCUACUUCCAAAUCGUGUUUCCAUUUUCCCUAAAUGACCACUUUCCCUCCGACUCCUGUAACGCGCUAUGACACAGCACGGCGAUAUGGGUUGUCAUGGGCACGGCUGGCUUACAAGGCGGUGAGGAA
Zychaea mexicana is the source of this 609-nucleotide messenger RNA. RefSeq lists its product as uncharacterized. The coding region runs from base 183 to 518 and encodes 111 amino acids. The record is from RefSeq and is a predicted model, not a curated record. The transcript has a single exon. Lineage: Eukaryota; Fungi; Mucoromycota; Mucoromycetes; Mucorales; Lichtheimiaceae.